Austrofundulus limnaeus is the source of this 3263-nucleotide messenger RNA. It is a transcript of the gene cdh17, whose product is annotated as cadherin 17, LI cadherin (liver-intestine). The coding region runs from base 127 to 2736 and encodes 869 amino acids. The record is from RefSeq and is a predicted model, not a curated record. Gene Ontology annotation, biological process: adherens junction organization; cell migration; multicellular organism development. Lineage: Eukaryota; Metazoa; Chordata; Actinopteri; Cyprinodontiformes; Rivulidae. Gene Ontology annotation, cellular component: catenin complex; adherens junction; plasma membrane. The transcript has 19 exons. Gene Ontology annotation, molecular function: beta-catenin binding; calcium ion binding; cadherin binding.
UUAGACAAUGAUUAGAGCCAAUAAAACAUAGCUGGUUAACGUUUGACCAGAGCAGAAUGAAGCUGCUCCGAUCACUCUGAGGUUUGACGAGUGACUCGCUCGACCUCUCCUGUAAAGGCCGUGGCAAUGACACCCAUGGUUCAUCUGUUGUUGCUCCCAUUCCUGUUCAGCAUUGUCGAUGGGACGAACUUGGAUGAAAAGAAGGGUCCGUUCGAGGACAUUCGGUUGAACGUGCCAGAGGCGACACCAGUACCCUAUGCAGUUUAUCAGUUUCAGGUGGCACAUGCAGGUGUGGACGAUUUCAGGCUGAGCGGAGAAGGCGAGGACAGCAUUAAAAUCUCAAAGGAUGGGUGGCUUUACCUGGAGAAACCUCUGGACUGGUCUCGAGAUGACCACUACAUCUUCAAUGUGGAGGCGUUGGCAAAUGGUGAAGUGGUGGAUGGGCCCGUGGCUGUGACCAUAAAUGUUGUGGACUUGAACAACAACGCUCCGUACUUCAACCAGAGCAGCUACACGGCUACUGUUCGAGAAAGGAGCUCCUCAGGUGUGGCCUUUACCCGAGUGUUUGCAUCAGACCGAGACGACCCAGACUCCCCCAAUGCUCAUCUGACCUACAGCCUUGUCAGCCAGAUCCCCAACAAUCACAACAUCUUGCUGUUUCAGGUCAACCCUGACACCGGAGAGAUCUCCACCACAAAAGAAGGAGAGGAGAUGCUGAAGGCCAGAGAGGGAAUCCAGUACAGCCGGGGAGAGGAUCACAGCAUCGAUGCUCUGAAAGUGAAGUUUGAUGAGUACUGUCCAGCGCAAAACAUCCCGUAUGAAGAAAACCCUUUCUUCACCUGUGUGAAGAGAGCAGAGAUGAGGAGGCGUAACGUGAACCCUCUGGAGGACCCAGACUACACUCUGAUUGUCCGUGCUCAGGACAUGGGAGGAGCUUCAGACCACGCCCUGAGUGGAAAUACCAGAGUGCACAUUGUUGUGCAGCAGAACCUUUGGGUCAAUCCUGGGCCCAUAACUGUAAAAGAGAACCUAAAGGGAGAAUAUCCCCAAGUUAUUGCAAAGGUACGGUCUAACAACCCUGAUGCCGUCUACUCGUUAGUGCAGAAAGAGCGAGAGCUAAAGUUCCCCUUCCAAGUUACAGAGGAUGGAGAAAUACUUGUGACAGAGGAGUUGGACAGAGAGGAGAAAGAAACGUACAUCCUGGUUGUGUUUGCCAAAGAUGUCCAUGACAAUGAGGUGGAUCCACCCAUGGCGAUCUUGGUCCAGGUGGAGGACCUGAAUGACAACAAACCAGAGUGUGCUCAUGAAGAAAGUGUGUUUGAGGUGCAGGAGGAUGAACCGACAGGUAGUUUGAUUGGACAGCUUUUGGCUCAUGAUGAUGAUAAAGAAGGAACACUGAAUGCUCAGCUGACUUACACCAUCGUGUCCCAAACACCAACCACUGAAUCCAACACUUUCUUCAUUGAUGAAUCUUCUGGGAACAUCAAGGCACUUCGUGUCCUUCGCCGAAACGAGCACCAGGUCUACAACCUCAAUGUCAGAGUCAGUGAUUCAGUUUUCAGCACAGACUGUAAGGUGAUCAUCAAGGUGAUCGACGUCAACAAUGAGCUGCCCCUGUUCGAGAAGAAUGAUUACGGCAACAGCACUCUGGCAGAGGACACUCCUGUGGGGCACACGCUGCUGACCAUCAGAGCCACGGACGCCGAUGACCCCGGCAGCGGCAGUUCGCUGAUCCAGUUCCACAUUUCUGCAGGCAACGAAAACGAAGUCUUUAGGGUGGAAAGUGACGACACAGGAGUUGGUCAUGUGGUCUUAGCCAAGCCUCUGGACUUUGAGUCCUCUCCCACCUACAAUCUCCAGAUUGACGCUCGCAACCCAGAGCCUCUGAUGACCGGCCUGGAGUAUGGCAGCGAGUCCACCGUCUUCCUGAUCGUGCACGUCACUAAUGUGGACGAGGCCCCCGAGUUCAGCCUGGACCGCCAGGAUGUGACCGUGCCAGAGAACUUUACGAAAGGAUCGGUGUUGUUCACAGUGGAGGCAAAAGACCCAGAAGGAAAAGAGAUCGGGUUUAAGCUGGACGGCGACUCUCAGGGCUGGCUGGAGAUCGACUCUGCCACAGGAGAGAUCAGGACCAAGGAGAAGCUGGACAGAGAGAAGCAGGAGACUUUUGAGGUCACCAUCACUGCCUUCGAGAAGGAGAACCCGGAGAAAUCUUCUGAGCAAGUCGUCCAUGUGCGCCUGCUAGACGUCAAUGACAAUGUCCCCAAAUUGACGGAGGCGCAAGCUUUCAUCUGCAUGCAGAACAUCAAACCUGUGCUCAUCAAGGCCGAAGACAAGGACAGUGCCCCCUUCUCUCAGCCAUUCACGUUCGCCCUCGCCAAGAAGUCUCCCAACUGGGAGCUGUACACAGUCGAUGCCACAUCAGCUGAAGUGCAUCUGAAGAAACAGCCGAUCAAAGAAGCCAACUUCACUCUUAACAUCAACAUAAAAGACAAUGCAGGUGUAGGAGUUACGCAGGCGCUCGAGGUGAGAGUGUGUAACUGCACAACAUUGGGCUACUGCUACAUUCCACCGCACGGACAGAAUUUCAAACUUGGAAUCGGCCCCACUGUUGGGAUCCUGGCAGGCAUUAUAGGAUUCUGUAUCAUCGCCUUCAUUGUAGUGAUCAAGCGCUCCAGUAAAAAGAACAAGAAGAAAGUCCUGACUGAUGAACAGGAGACGAAUGCCAUGAUGUAGAGACGGACACAUGUUGAGCUUUAUUUAUAUGUUGAAAAACAAAUACCAUAAAAUUAGCUUUAAAGAGUUUUGACAAACUGUAUAAAGAACCUUAAACAUGCCUUUCCAUUUUUGUUUAUUCAUUUCAAGAUUUAUACAAAGCAUCUGAGCGUUUUUAUGAUGCUUUUUUUGACGACAGGGAACUCCAGCUUUUACGGUAUAAAUAAAUUAUAUAUAAAUAUAAACCGCUUUAAAUAAAAAUCUCUUCCCUUUUCAGAUGCUAGCUGGUCCUCACAAGUAUAUGCUUGGACUUUUAUUUCAAUUUAUUGUUUUCUUGCUUAAUUAAUUUCUGCUGUGCAUACAGGAUGAACUUGGCGUUCCCACAGCUCGUCAGUAUAUUACAAUGAUUUUCUCAGAGUGGCUGCUUCAUUAGCAGUUUCAUCAUUUCCUCUGACUUAAAGUCUCCUGCUGAUAUGAAGCUCUGUGCUGAUGAACAAGUAUUCCAGUGUUUUUGUAAAAGAUCCCAAUAAACAGAACCUGGGAAACAC